GACGGUCCAAGUCAUGUGAUCUUGGCGGAAGUGUGUGUUUCCAGAAUCCCGAGGUGGUAUCUUGAGUGUAACGGUUAUGUACAUAGCACCUCACGAACCAAGAUCUACGUUUGUCUGAGAAGGUAACUAGUGAAGAGGAUUCGUCAGUGCCACCAUGAAGAAAAAGGUGUUGUUGAUGGGGAAGAGUGGGUCAGGCAAGACCAGUAUGAGGUCCAUUAUCUUUGCUAACUACAUCGCCAGAGAUACCCGCAGACUGGGAGCUACAAUUGAUGUGGAACAUUCUCAUGUGAGAUUCCUGGGCAACUUGGUGUUGAACCUGUGGGACUGUGGAGGACAGGAGGCGUUCAUGGAGAACUACUUCGCCAGUCAGCGAGACAAUAUAUUCCGGAAUGUGGAGGUGUUGAUCUACGUGUUUGACGUGGAGAGUCGGGAGCUGGAGAAAGACAUGCACUACUACCAGUCUUGUCUGGAGGCCAUCUUGCAGAACUCCCCCGAGGCUCGGAUCUUCUGCCUCAUCCACAAGAUGGACUUGGUGCAGGACGACCAGAGAGAGCUGAUAUUCAGGGAGAGAGAAGAGGACUUAAAGCGACUGUCGAAGCCCCUCCACUGUACAUGUUUUGCUACCUCAAUUUGGGAUGAGACAUUAUAUAAGGGUUGGUCGUCCAUCGUGUAUCAGCUGAUCCCUAAUGUACAACAACUUGAGAACAACCUAAAGAACUUCGCUGACAUCAUUGAUGCUGACGAAGUGCUGCUGUUUGAAAGAGCUACAUUCCUGGUGAUCUCACAUUGUGAACGGAAGCCUCAUCGAGACGUACACAGGUUUGAGAAGAUCAGUAACAUCAUCAAACAGUUCAAGCUGAGUUGUAGCAGACUGGCCGCAUCCUUCCAAAGCAUGGAAGUCCGUAAUUCAUCCUUUGCUGCCUUCAUUGACGUUUUCACCUCCAACACAUACGUCAUGGUCGUCAUGUCGGACCCAGCAAUACCUUCUGCCGCCACGCUCAUCAACAUCAAGAAUGCUCGCAAACAUUUUGAGAAGUUGGAACGUGUUGAACAACAUCCAGCCAUAGCCAGCAGAUGAUGGGAGUAGACACACAGUGCUAGUGUAAUACAACUUGCUGACUUGACAUUAAUGUAUGUGUGUCUGCAAUGGACGUACGAUGAGUGCGUCGAUGUACAUGACGCGUCUAUGAUGGAAAGUGUUGACAGAUGUGAUUUUUCAGUGAGGAACUGUGGUUCAACAUUGAAUCCAUGAAUGUUCCCAAAUAAUAGAACCAUUAAAGGGAUACAGGUCCCGUUGUCACAUGACCAAGUUAGGGGAGAUAUGCCUCAAUUUUUCAGAUAGAUUUGCAGGGGUGAUGAAUAUUCAGUGAACCAAAUUUUCCCUCAAGCUUGAAGACAUAUGUUUAUUGACAUUGUACAAUACAACCAGCAGUAACUGUCUUUGUAGCACACUCUCUUUGACAUGAAAUGCUCUCCACCUCGGAUAUCAUGUUGGAAUGACUUGUCAUCCCAACGUCAUCAUGUUUUCUGUAAUAUGUGAAUCUGCUUUGUUAGCAGAAUGUGAAAAAUAUUUACAUAUACAUGUAUUGAUAAAUAUUAAUCCAACUUUA
Haliotis rubra (blacklip abalone) is the source of this 1610-nucleotide messenger RNA. Its product is annotated as ras-related GTP-binding protein A. Lineage: Eukaryota; Metazoa; Mollusca; Gastropoda; Lepetellida; Haliotidae. The transcript has 8 exons. The coding region runs from base 155 to 1078 and encodes 307 amino acids. The record is from RefSeq and is a predicted model, not a curated record. Gene Ontology annotation, cellular component: nucleus; Gtr1-Gtr2 GTPase complex; lysosome. Gene Ontology annotation, biological process: cellular response to amino acid stimulus; positive regulation of TOR signaling; regulation of autophagy. Gene Ontology annotation, molecular function: GTP binding; GTPase activity.